Euleptes europaea (tarantolino) is the source of this 3357-nucleotide messenger RNA. RefSeq lists its product as uncharacterized. Gene Ontology annotation, molecular function: protein binding; zinc ion binding. Lineage: Eukaryota; Metazoa; Chordata; Lepidosauria; Squamata; Sphaerodactylidae. The record is from RefSeq and is a predicted model, not a curated record.
AUGGCGGCGGGGGGUCCCGUCCAGGAGCUGUGCGAGGAAGCCUCUUGCUCCGUCUGCCUGGACUUCUUCAGGGACCCGGUGAGCAUCGCCCAGUGCGGCCACAGUUUCUGCCGCGCCUGCCUGACCCGCAGCUGGGGGGCGUCUAGGGCCGAGGCUUCCUGCUGCCCCCAAUGCCGAGGGCGAGCGCAGGAGGGGAGCCUCCGGCCCAACCAGCAGCUGGCCAACUUUGUCCAAAUAGCCAAGAAACUCACUCUGCAGGAGGGAAAAGAAGCAGGUGGGAAGGGGGGCGUCUGCGAGAAGCACCAGGAGCCCCUGAAGCUUUUCUGCAAGGAGGACGAAGCCCCCCUCUGCGUGGUCUGCUCCAUAUCCAAGGAGCACAAAGCUCACGAAGUGGUUCCUCUGGAGGAGGCUUUCCAAGAAAACAGGGCAAUCGUGGCAGCCAGAAAAGAGAGAGUUUGCCAGAAGCACCAGGAACCACUGAAUCUCUUCUGCAAGGACGAUGAAGCCUUCAUCUGUGUGGCCUGUGACCGAUCCAAGGAUCACAAAAAUCACAAAACCCUUCUUCUUAAGGAGGCCUCCCAAGAGUACAAGGAUCAGUUCUGCAACUUCCUGGAGAUGCUGAAGAAGGAGAGAGAAAGAAUUGUGGCUUGUAAAGCAGAUAUAUCAAAGGAAAGCCAAGACUUGCUUAAGCAAACCACAGGAGAGAAGCAAGAAACGAUAGCCAAGUUCAGACAACUACACACGUUUCUGGAGGAAAAAGAGAAACUUUUUCUGGCUCAGAUGGAAGAGAUGGAGAAGGAGGUGGCAAAAACCAGGGAUCAGCACUUGGAUGAACUGUCAGAAAAACUCUCCUCUCUGGACAGCCUCAUCCGGGAGAUGGAGGAGAAGUGUCAGCAGUCGGUCAGUGAACUCCUGCAGGAUGCCAGAAGCACCUUGAAGAGGUAUGAAGAAAAGGAGGCAUUUGAGAAUCCAGUGACUUUUCCUCCUGCACUGAAGUGGUGCAUCUGGGACUUAUCCGAUCUAAACAAGGCCCUCAUGAAGCCAUUCAAAGCCGCUCUGGAUUCUGGAUUUCACCUGCAGAAAGCAAAUGUGACACUGGAUCCAGACACAGCCCAUCCCCAACUCAUCCUGUGUAAGGAUCGGAAAAGAGGAGAAAAAGGUCAAUCUCUGCCCAGCAAUCCUGAGAGAUUUGACCAAUAUGGUGCUGUGCUGGGCCGUGAGGGAUUCACAGCAGGCCGCCAUUUCUGGGAAGUCCUUGUGGGAAGCGAGGACGGCUGGUCUGUGGGGGUGGCCAGAAGGUCUGUGAGGAGGAAGGGAUACCUCAACUUCAGUCCCGAGGAAGGGUUCUGGGCUGUGGAGAAGUGGGGAGGCUGCUUCAGGCCUCAGAUAAAAGACAAUGCUUUUCCCUUGACCGGAGAGAUCAAGAGGAUCCGAGUGUGUCUGAACUAUGCUGGGGGCCGAGUGGCCUUUUUCGACGCUGACCGAGCAGCCCUGAUCUACGAGUUCUCUGGAGCCCCCUUCUCUGGAGAGACUCUCCUGCCCUUCUUUUGGGUUCUGCUUUCCACCCCCGGCCCUUUGCUUAGUAAGCAUUACCAGGAUCUGAUGGCGCAGCAGCAGCCGAGUCCUUUGCAGGGAGGGAAACUCCCCGUGGCCGCUUUGGCAAGCGAGGAAACGAAACUGAAGCGCUCUUCUUCCUUCUCUCCCUCCCGCUCAGCAGAGGCAGCCAUGGCGGCGGGGGGUCCCCUGAAGGAGCUGUGCGAGGAAGCCUCUUGCUCCCUCUGCCUGGACUUCUUCAGGGACCCCGUCAUGAUCCCCGAGUGCUGCCACAGUUUCUGCCGCGCCUGCCUGACCCGCAGCUGGGGGGCGUCGGGGGCGGAGGCUUCCUGCUGCCCCCAGUGCAGAGGGCGAGCGCAGGAGGGGACCCUCCGGCCCAACCAGCAGCUGGCCAACUUUGUGGAGAUAGCCAAAACAUUUACUCUUCAGAAGGGAAAAGAGGGAGGGGGGAAGGGGGCAGAGGGAAAGGGGGGCGUCUGCGAGAAGCACCAGGAGCCCCUGAGGUUUCUCUGCAGGGAGGACGUCGCCCUCCUCUGCGGGGUCUGCCGCAGAUCCGAGGAGCACCAAGAUCACCAGGUGGUCCCUCUGGAGGAGAAAAUAAAACCAACAUGGUUCUUUUGUUUUUGGCAUCAGACAAUCUCGGCAACUAGAAAGGAGAGAGUUUGCCAGAAGCACCAGGAGCCACUGAAGCUCUUCUGCAAGGACGAUGAAGCCCUCAUCUGUGCGGUCUGUGGCCAGUCCCAGGAGCACAAACAUCAUGAAAUCAUUCCUGUGGAGGAGGCUUCCCAAGAGUACAAGGAUCAGUUCUGCAAUUGUAUGGAGAUUCUGCGGAAGGAGAAGAAAAAAAUUCUGGCGUAUGAACCCAGCAUAGUGAAGGAAAGCCAGGACCUGCUUAAGCAAACCAAAGGAGAGCGGCAGGAGACAGUUACCAAGUUCAGGCAACUGCAUAAGUUUCUGGAUAAGCAGGAGAAGCUUGUGCUGGCCCAGAUGGAAGAACUGGAGAAGGAGGUGGCAGGAAACAGGGACCAGCACCUGGCCGAACUGUCUGAGGAACUCUCCUUUCUGGACAGCCUCAUCUGGGAGAUGGAGGAGAAGUGUCAGCAGCCAGCCAGUGAAUUCCUGCAGGAUGCCAGAAGCACCUUGCAGAGGUAUGAAGAUAAGGAGACAUUUGAGGAUCCAGUGGCUUUUGCACUGAAGUGGCGCGUCUGGGAUGUAAAUCCUCUUUUGGAUGGUAUCAAGAAGCAAUUCAAAGACACUCUGGAUUCUGGACUUCAAGUGCAGAAAGCAAAUGUGACUCUGGAUCCAGAUAUGGCCCAUCCCCAACUCGUCCUGUCUGAGGAUCGGAAAAGCGUGAGAUGGGGAGAAAAAGCUCAACUUCUGCCCAGCAAUCCUGAGAGAUUUCACAUAUAUGCUGCUGUUCUGGGCCGUGAGGGAUUCACAGCAGGCCGCCAUUUCUGGGAAGUCCUUGUGGGAAGUGAGGAAGAAUGGCGUGUGGGGGUGGCCAGAAAGUCUGUGGGGAGGAAGGGAGGGUUCAUGCUUGUUACUGAGGAAGGGAUCUGGGAGGUGGGGAAGUGGGGGGGCUGCUACAGGGCUGCCAUAACAGACCAAAUCCUUCCCCUGUCCCUGACCGGGGAGCCGAAGAGGAUCCGCGUCUGCCUGAACUACGCUGGGGGCCGAGUGGCCUUUUUCGACGCUGACCGAGGAUCCCUGAUCCAUGAGUUCUCUGGAGCCCCCUUCCGUGGAGAGACCCUCCUGCCCUUCUUUCGGGUGUGGGGAAAAGGCCACCUCAAUCUCUCUCCUUAA